Messenger RNA from Papilio xuthus (Asian swallowtail), 2829 nucleotides. RefSeq names its product juvenile hormone epoxide hydrolase-like protein 3 (gene Jheh-lp3). Gene Ontology annotation, molecular function: epoxide hydrolase activity; peroxidase activity. Lineage: Eukaryota; Metazoa; Arthropoda; Insecta; Lepidoptera; Papilionidae. The coding region runs from base 86 to 2080 and encodes 664 amino acids. The record is from RefSeq and is a predicted model, not a curated record. Gene Ontology annotation, biological process: response to oxidative stress; epoxide metabolic process. The transcript is spliced from 10 exons.
AACAACUUUACAAUACUCCUUUACUCUUUGUAUUGUACUCUUUGGUAGAAGUAAAGGACCAGAGGACUAGAGCUAGAACCGGUGAAUGUUAAAGAAUUGCUAUUUAUUAAAAAUGAAUGAGAAUAGACAAACAAAUCAAACAAACAUAUUUAAUAAUGCAAAGGAAAUAGUCAAAGAUAUAGGGAGUGCUGCAUUUACUGUAAUCAAUGUUUUUUUCUUUAUAACGCCGCUGACAGCAUUUGUGUGUUAUUUUAUGUACAAAGUGUUUAUAGUACCACCUAAAUUACCAGAAAUUGAUAUGAAUGAAUACUGGGGUCCAAACCCAAAUGAUCUUACACCAGAUUUGGAAAUAACACCUUUUAAAAUUGAGUUCUCGGAUGUAAUGAUACAUGACCUCAGAGAGAGACUCCUCCAUUGCAAGUCAUCUGCAUCACCUCCAGAGCAAACUGGAUUUACUUAUGGCUUCAACACAAACUUUCUGACAAGAGUACUUGAUUUUUGGAAGAAUAAUUACAACUUCAAAGACAGGGAACAAUUCUUUAAUAAGUACAAACAUUUCAAAACUAAAAUCCAAGGCCUGGAUAUCCACUUCAUACAUGUUAAGCCAGACGCAAAAGAUAUUACGGUUGUGCCUCUUUUAAUGAUCCACGGUUGGCCAGGCUCCGUAAGGGAGUUUUAUGAAGUAAUACCAAUAUUAACAAAGCCUAUGCCCAGAAAAAACUUUGUCUUUGAAUUAGUUAUCCCAAGUUUGCCUGGAUUUGGAUUUUCACAAGGUGCUUUCCGACCAGGUCUGACCACAACUAAGAUGGCCGUAGUGAUGUUAAAUCUGAUGAAGCGACUUGGCUAUGGGAAGUUCUAUGUACAAGGAGGCGAUAUCGGUCACUAUGUGGGAUCGGCCAUGGCAACUAUGUUCCCCAAUUACAUACUAGGAUUUCAUACAAACUUCCCGACUUUGAUGUAUAAUCAGUUGGCUACCCUGUGCAUAUAUAUAGGUUCAGCUUGGCCACGUAUACUCGUGGAAGCGGAGUUUGUGAGCAGGUUGUAUCCAUAUUCUCAACAAUUACAAAAGUUGAGAGAGUCUGGAUUUUUGCAAGAAGAAGCCACCAAGCCUGAUACCAUGGCUGCGGCAUUAUCUGAUUCUCCGGCUGGUCUUGCGGCAUACAUCUUAGAAAAAUUCGCUGCCUGGACCAACCCAGAGUACAAGAAUGCAGGGGACGGGAAGUUGCUCGACAAGUUCUCACUGACAAGUUUGUUGGACAAUGUGAUGGUGUACUGGGUGACCAACAGUGUUACAACCUCGCUCAGAGCGUAUGCUGAAAUUGUGAUUGAUUAUGAAACCCAUACGAAAUUUGAUGAGAUAACAACAAAGGUGCCUACUUGGGGUAUAAAGUUUAAACAUGAUCUGUUAUUCCACCCCGACUUACUACUAACUUUGAAGUAUAGAAACUAUCAUGUUAGCACCGUAGUGGACGAUGGCGGACAUUUCGCUGCAUUCGAGAACCCAACCAUCAUGGGAAAGGAUAUAUACAGUGCUGUUGCUACAUUCAGACGAUUUCAACAACAUGUCGAUGUACCAACGGACUAUAUUAACUAUGAAACAGCAACAUCGGUACAUGAAUUCACAGUCAAAGAUAUCUACGGAGAAACUGUCAAACUUGAUAAAUAUAAAGGAUAUGUGCUUGUUAUUGUAAAUAUCGCGUCACAAUGCGGUCUCACUGAUACUAAUUAUAAACAACUCAACGAAUUACAUGAAAAAUAUGCAACAACUAAAAAUUUAAGAAUAUUGGCAUUCCCUUGCAAUCAAUUUGGCAAACAGGAACCCGGUACCAGCAAAGAUAUUCUUAAUUUUGCUAAAGAAAAAGAUGUUAAAUUCGAUUUAUUUGAAAAAAUCGAAGUGAACGGCCCCAAUGCUCAUCCAUUGUAUAAAUUCUUAAAGAAAAUGCAAGCUGGUACAUUCGGAGAUUACAUUAAAUGGAAUUUUAGUAAAUUUAUCAUUGAUAAAAAUGGUGUACCCGUUGAAAGAUUGGGUCCUAAUGUUUAUCCUUUAGAUAUGGAGCCUUUGUUGGCUAAAUACUGGUAAAUAACUGGCUAAAUAUACGUCAACAUGUUUCUAUAGAUAUUAACAUAAAUAUUAAAUAUAGUCAAAGCUUGGCACGCGAGAACUGGACCCCUCCAUGAGCGAGAAAUUUAGUUUUGGUACCAACAGAUUCCAUACAUGAGCGAGAAAUUUGGAUUUGGUACCAACAGACUCCCUACAUGAGCGAGAAAUUUGGGUUUGGAACAGACUCCAUAAGCAAGAAAAUCUGAUUCGAGAGAUACCUCUACAAGCGAGAAAAAAUAUCAGUCCCUUGGAAUGUUGCUGUAUUAAUAUUUAUGUUUUAAUAUCUUUAUGUAAUUAAAUAAGAUUUACUGAUAUUAUAUAUGUAUUAGAAAGUGCAUGUUAAAAACAUAAAAAAAAUAGCUUUUAACCAUGUCUUUCCACUCAAGAAACAUAUUCAAAUAUAUAUAAUCAAAAUUUGAUGAUAUUGAUUCGGUAAUGAAAAUCCACGGUAAAAAUCUUUAUUAUUGUUAGGAAAUAAAGAAAGUCCGCAAAGUUUGUGGAUGAUGUAACGUUUUGGAUUUUUAUCUCUCGCUUGCUCACUCGUUUAACACGCGGUGUCAACCCGUUGAUUACGCGGCGUUCACCCGUUGAGUGAUUUUAAAAGUAUACUUAUUAUUCUAGGUGUUUUAUAUGUCGACAAUGAAAUAUCUUGUCAUCUCUUCAAAUAAAUUAGGCAAAUAAGUGUAAUUUUUGUCUAUGGUCCUUAUUUAUUUUUAGUGACAUUAUCU